This is a messenger RNA of Sebastes umbrosus (honeycomb rockfish), 4371 nucleotides long. It is a transcript of the gene slc2a1b, whose product is annotated as solute carrier family 2 member 1b. Lineage: Eukaryota; Metazoa; Chordata; Actinopteri; Perciformes; Sebastidae. The transcript has 10 exons. Gene Ontology annotation, biological process: monosaccharide transmembrane transport; response to insulin. The record is from RefSeq and is a predicted model, not a curated record. Gene Ontology annotation, molecular function: hexose transmembrane transporter activity. The coding region runs from base 341 to 1813 and encodes 490 amino acids. Gene Ontology annotation, cellular component: apical plasma membrane; basolateral plasma membrane.
GCUGUUUGCAUAAAGCUGGACGCCAAGAGAGCUACUCACACACCACCAUCACCAACAAUAUCCUGGAAGACGUUGCACAUCCACCAAGCUGUGAAUUAAGAGCUGAGAGACAAAACGACGCGGGAGAGAACAACUCAAGCUGCUUUUAAAGAGAGAAAAACACACACAAAAGACUUUUCUCUUUAAAAAAAAGUCGUUUCAACGGAGCAAAAACCAUCAAAGAUGACUGACUUCUGAGAGCGAAAUCCACCGGGAGACCCCGAGGAACUUCUUCCAUCAACGACAACUUUCACACAAGAAGAAGACAAAAGAAACAGAAUAAUUCAGUCACAUCGCAGCCAUGGACUCGGGAAAGCAAAUAACGUUCCCGUUGAUGCUGAGCGUUGGAGCAGCUGUGAUUGGCUCCCUGCAGUUCGGCUACAACACCGGUGUCAUCAAUGCCCCUCAAAAGACCAUCGAGAAGUUCAUCAAUGAGACGUGGUCAGAACGCUACUCGGACGAGAUCACCAAGAGCCAGCUCACGGCCAUCUGGUCCAUCGCCGUCUCCAUCUUCUCUGUCGGUGGCAUUUUCGGCUCCUUCUCAGUCGGACUCUUUGUCAACCGCCUUGGAAGGAGGAACUCUAUGCUCUUUGUCAACAUCCUGGCCUUCAUCGCAGCCGUUCUGAUGGGCUUCUCGAAGAUGGCGAGCUCCUGGGAAAUGCUUAUUGCGGGUCGUUUCGUGAUCGGCCUCUACUCCGGCCUCUCCACAGGCUUCGUGCCCAUGUACGUUGGCGAGGUUUCCCCAACAUCCCUACGAGGAGCCCUGGGCACCUUCCACCAGCUGGGCAUUGUCGUCGGCAUCCUCAUUGCACAGGUGUUUGGAAUGAAGGCGAUCAUGGGCAACGACGACUUGUGGCCGCUUCUCUUGGGCUUUACCUUCAUCCCCGCUGUGGUGCAGUGCAUCGUGCUGCCUCUCUGCCCCAAGAGCCCCCGCUUCCUGCUCAUCAACAAGAAUGAAGAGAACAAGGCCAAGGCUGUGUUGAAGAAGCUCCGAGGCACCACAGACGUGAGCUCUGACAUGCAGGAGAUGAAGGAUGAGAGCCGGCAGAUGAUGAGGGAGAAGAAGGUGACCAUCCCGGAGCUCUUCCGCUCGCCCCUCUACCGCCAGCCCCUCCUGAUUGCUGUCAUCCUACAGCUCUCCCAGCAGCUGUCUGGCAUCAACGCUGUAUUCUACUACUCCACUCGUAUCUUUGAGAAAGCCGGAGUCGAGCAGCCUGUCUAUGCCACCAUUGGAGCCGGUGUGGUUAACACAGCUUUCACUGUUGUGUCGCUGUUUAUCGUAGAGCGCGCAGGACGUAGGUCUCUGCACCUGGUGGGGCUGCUGGGAAUGGCCGGAUCUGCAGUCUUAAUGACUAUUGCCUUGGCGCUGUUGGACCAGGUCAAAUGGAUGUCAUACGUGAGCAUCGUGGCCAUUUUCUCCUUCGUGGCGUUCUUCGAGAUCGGCCCGGGUCCCAUCCCCUGGUUCAUCGUGGCAGAGUUGUUCUCGCAGGGACCCAGGCCUUCAGCCAUCGCUGUGGCUGGUUUCUCCAACUGGACGGCUAACUUCAUAGUGGGAAUGACCUUCCAGUAUAUUGAGGAACUGUGCGGCCCCUACGUGUUUAUCAUCUUCACCAUACUGCUGCUCAUGUUCUUCGUCUUCACCUACUUCAAAGUGCCGGAGACAAAGGGCCGGACGUUUGACGAGAUCUCCGCCGGCUUCCGCCAGACGGCCGCUGGAGGAGAAAAGCACUCGCCGGAGGAGCUCAACAGCCUGGGAGCAGACUCUCAGCUCUGAGCGACUGACUUUUUUUUAACUUCUAACAAACUCUUUCUCGGGCUGAGGCGGUCGCGAGAAGGGUCUACUAACUAGAAGUAGACACAUCCAUUGGUAGAAUAAUUUUCACGCUGUCACCACAUUUCGGGCGUUAUUACCAAAACACAGAACAGCCGUUGUGUGAUUCUCCAACAUGACGUUCUCCGCCGCCCCUCUCAGGUCACAACAAAGAAACUCGAUGGGCACUAUGUCGCCUGAUGUGGAGAGGGGAGGAUGAGGAUAGAUGGGGAAGGUUUUUAAUAUUUUAAGAUAUAUUAUAAAGAAGGAAAAGGAGUGUCUGCAUCAAUCAACCAACCUUUUUUAAAUCUUUUUUUUCACAGAAUAUAUAUAUUACUGAUGUAUGCUUAUGCUCUGUUCUUUGUAGCCUGUUACCAUACAGUCAGUUUGUUACUGCAGCUGUAGAGAUCAGUUCACUGUGCAGAAGUUUUUAUCGAUCAUACUGUAAUGCUGUAUCACUGUAGACUCUAGCACUGUAGAUGCUGCACGGCUCCACUGUGUGUCUCCCCACCAGAUGGGGCACUGCCCUUAAAAAAGGUCCCAAUGCUCCACUGAUGAGGAAUAACUUAUUUGUUACUGAGUACACAAAGUGUGUUAUGUCGAUAACACUCCACACAUUAUACAUUUUUGUUACUCCUGCUGGAUAAUAUUUUACUCCUUUUUAUUGUUGGACAAAAGACUUUUUCUUCAUAAAAAUGACAUUUUUUUAUAAGAUUUAUGGUCAUGAAGACAAAACAGCAAUAUAUCAAGAAAUUCACCCAUCACUCCUUUUUAUCAGUACAUUUGAUGAAAUUAAUAUUGACACGUCUCUGUGCAGGAGGAACAGUCUCUGCUCAGAUCAGUACCAGAGCGCUGAACUUGGCAGCGAAGUAGAAUAAAUAAAUCACACAUCCGUUUUACCGUGACAUGAGAUAAGAAUGCAAUCGGCAGCCAUGAAACCAAAAGUAUAAUCUGACUCACAAAAACCAAAACGUGUGGGAGAUUAAGUGCCCGUCUAAAACAAUCAAGCCUCUUCCGCCUUCAGCCUUUACAGCCUUUACAGCCUUAUCACCGUGGAGCAGUUUAAGGUCGGGUCGGCCUGAUCCAGACAGAAAGCCUCUGUCAGCGGACUAUCUUCAUUUUAAGCAUUUUCCAGUUGAGAUUAUACCUGUAGACUCUACAGGUAUAAUCUACAGUGUAGAGCCUCCACAAUCUGGUGAAUUGGCUCGAGAGCUGUCAACGGGAGCUGCAAUGCUGCACGCUGUUCCCCUGUGACAACUACGAAGCAUCUUCAGAAAACAGAAAUAAUGGGGACCAAAAUGAAUGUCGGCCUUGUGGAAGGUUUUUGUUAUCUUGAAAGUGCUUGGGUCAAACCCCCAGUGUUCCUUAAUGUGUCACAGGACACAUAUUGCUUUGGUGCGAGGCUUGUUUGGUGCCUUGUGCGCUGCAGUAUUGUUAGCUCUCUCUCUCUCUCUCUUUGGGUUGUGUGCUGCACUGUUGAAAACAAACUCGGUAGUCUGUCUCACUUUGCCUUGCUGUUCAAGCCGCCGUCUAUUACUGCUGUAUCACUUGUUGAAUCUUUCUUUUCUUUAAAUGUUUGAGGAAAGUUAUCUUUUUUUAGCAGCACUUUAUUAUUCACCGUGAUAUUUCUUUUGUCGUUUUCUUUUUCUUUCUUUUUUUUUUACUCACAGCGUGGAAUCUUUGUUACUGAAGAGAGAUUGAAGUACUGCUGAUGUUUUUGAAAUGGAAAUGUGUGAAAUAGUGUCAUUUGUUCAUAUCUAUUAUGGUCUUGUAUCAAGCACAUUUUAAUCUAUUGAGGACUUUGAUCCAGAUCCAACCCAGCAGUAAAACAAAAUCCAUUUGAAUCAUUCCAUAAUUGGUUGUUAAUUAUUGUAUAUAGUAGAUCUUUAUUUUGUCAUUUGAUGGGUCACCUCACCCACCAGCCCUGGAAAGCACUGAAACAUCCACUCUCACCAGCAAAAAUCAAGCAAUGGCACCAAAACAUGUACUUCCCAUCACAGACUGAUGUCUGUAUCAAAACUGUAUUUUAUGUACAUAGAUUCACCUUUCUGCUUGGGCAUUUGAUUUUUAAAUGUAGCCUUUAAAAUCUCCUGGUUGUUGGUCUAAGCACACACAACAUGAUGUAAAUAUAAAACGCACUAUAGCCUCACCCACUCCAAAUUUAUAAACUAUUUAACUUUUAGUUUUGAUAGAUACAUUAAUGCUGUAGGGCUGUAUAUCUCUAUGCAUCUAGCUUCCAUACUUACUCCUGUUUCCUUUUGAUUUUAUACCUGAAGAUAUGUUGUGGCCUAAUAAUACCAUAAUACUUUUAAUUAAUAAUGUUAAGGAGAUGCAGUCAGUAGUGUUUUCAUUUUAGUGCACAGAGCAUAUUCUAAUGUUUGUAAUAAUAAAAGAUCUGUUUGUAUGUUUUUUUUGGAACGUGAAAUUCUGAUGUUGGGGGAAUAUGGAUUGUGAUGGAUGAUGUCCUGAAUGGCUCUUGUGUAAGUGGUUUAAUGCUGAAUAAAAGAAAUCAUGCAUACAGA